UUGACCCAUAGUACAUCGGAUUUGGACAAUACCCAAAUUGUUCAGUACGAGGAAAGAAGAAAAGGUUUCUUUGGCUCACUUUUGCAUCAAGUAGGGCUUUCCAUUGUUUUGGCGAGGGCAAUAGGACUGGAAGUUAGGUUAUCGGUUGCCGGUUAACCUACCGGUUAGAUCGAUAACCGGCGUAUACCGGUUAGAUCGAUAACCGGCGUAUACCGGUUAAUCGACUAACCGAAAAAUGUGUCUGUGGACGGAGUUCGGUAGCAGGGUUAGGUAUGUCGGUUAACCGGCUAACCGACACAUCUAACCCCCUCCCCUCAUUUCGUAAAUCGACGCCGCCCUCCUAUUCCCUAAACCCUUAUCAAACAUUUACCCCUUUCCUUCUCUUCUCUAUAUCGCAGCCCUGAGCCCCUCACAGCCUCACUCUCCCUGCCGCCCACCCAACCCUGAACGGCCAUCUCCUCCAUCGACCAUCUCCCUCCCCGACCCUGAAGAGUGACGUCGCCGCUUUACGCCAGCCAUCCCCUUCGCUCCGUCGCCGCCGCUCUACGCCAGCCAGCCGUCGCCAGCCCCGCCGUCGAGAGCUUCGCCCGCGCCAUUCCUUUCCCCUCCAUCGACCAUCUCCCUCCCCGACUGUCGCGACGACGACGAACCAGCCCCUUGCUCCGCCAACGCGAAGUUGCCGCCAGCCAUCCCCUUCGCUCCGCCGUCGCGACCUUGCCUCAAUUGUGCUGUCGCGGUUACCACGGUUAACCGAGCAACUAACCGGUAACCAACCUUUCGGUUGUCGGAUAACCGAUAUAAUUCGUCGGUCGGUUAACGGUAGGCGUGUCUGGCUUCGCGGUUAACCGGUAAUAGACAUUUCGGUUAUCGGUUAUAACCGAGAUAACUGGAAAUCCAGCCUAAAGGGCAUGCACCAUAUCUAGCUAGCUAGCUAGCAGAUUUGGGCACUGCAGACUGCUCCAUAAGAAGAAAGCUGAUGAGUUUGGACAACGUCAAUGCAUGUGAUUCCACUAGCGAAUUAAUACCAUGAUAACUACUGCUUCCGAAUGUUAGGUAAACAAAGAAUAAACAUCCCUUUUUCACGUGCAAGUAUCAAUCACCCAACUACUAUAUAUAUUAUCAGCCCAAAGCAAAGAAGUAGCUAACUAAGUUGCUACAUACUCGCUACUCAAUAAAACUCCAACCUUCGCCGGCGGCAAUGUCGAUAGUCUAUCCCGGCGAAGCAUCCGCCGCCGUAAUCAUACCAUCCCUCCUCGUUACAUUCCUCAUCAUCUCCAUAACCCUAUCGAAACUCAUCAAGAACACACGAGCCGCCGCCUCCAAGCUCCCGCCACUCCCUCCGAGCCCGUCACCAUCAUGGCCCCUCGUCGGAAACCUCCCGGCGAUCAUAAUCCAUAAAAAGCCAAUGUUCCGGUGGGUCCACAAGUUGAUGAAGGACAUGAACACCGACAUCUGCCUAAUCCGGCUCCCCGGCGGCGCCAACCUGGUCCCCGUCCUCGACCCCGCCAUCGCCAGGGAGAUGCUGAAGAAGAAAGACGCCAUCUUUGCCGACCGCUCCAUCUCCUUCGGCAGCCACGCCGUGAGCGGCGGAUACGUCACCACCGCCGCCGUUCCCUACAACGACCAGUGGCGCAAAAUGCGGAAGGUGUUCACCUCCGAGAUAGUUUCCCCCGCCAGGCACGUGUGGCUGCAAGAAAAGCGGGACGAGGAGGCCGACAACCUCGUCUUCUACGUCCACAGCCGCUGCAUGGCGGGGAAGAGCGUCGACCUUAGGGUCGCCACGCGGCAUUACUGCGGCAACGUCAUGAGGAAGAUCAUGUUUGGGCGGAGGUUUUUCGGCGAGCCAACUGUGGACGGUGGGCCCGGACAGAUGGAAGUUAAACACGUGGAGGCCGUGUUCACGGCGUUAAAGUACCUGUAUUGGUCGUGUUUAUCGGAUUUCUUCCCGUGGUUGUGGGGAUGGAACGUCGACGGAAAGGAGAAAAUUAUCAAUGAAGCCAACGAGACCAUUCGAGGCUACCAAGACCCUAUCAUCGACGCGAGGAUCCAGGAGUGGAGGAACGGAGAGAAGACGGAAAUGGACGACCUACUUGACUUCUUCAUCACGGUCAACGACGAACAAGGGAAACCCUUGCUCACUCCCCACGAAAUCAAGAGCCAAGCUACGGAGAUAAUGAUGGCGUCCAUAGACAACCCAUCGAACGCAGUGGAAUGGGCAAUGGCCGAGCUGAUCAACCAACCGAACCUCAUGGCGAAGGCCACGGAGGAAAUCGAUCGAGUUGUUGGGAAAGAUUCGAGACUGGUCCAGGAAUCGGACAUCGGGAGGCUGAACUACGUGAAAGCAUGCGCCAGGGAGGCGUUCCGGCUCCACCCGUUGGCUCCAUUCAACGCCCCACACGUGGCGACCCAAGACACCACCGUGUGCGGCUACUUCAUCCCCAAGGGCAGCCACGCCCUCCUCAGCCGCUACGGCCUCGGUCGGAACCCGAAGGUUUGGCCCGACCCGCUCAGGUUCAACCCGGACCGGCACCUUAAAAACGACGGCGGCGUCGAUGAGGUGGUCCUCGUGGAGAACGAGCUGAGGUUCAUAUCGUUUAGCACCGGCCGGCGAGGUUGCGUGGCGACGGUGCUCGGGACUUGUAUGACCACCAUGCUGCUCGCCAGGCUGCUGCAGUGCUUCGCGUGGACGCCGGUGGGGGGAAAUAAGACCGUUGACCUAAGUGAAGCUGAGGAUGGGCUCUCACUGGCCACGCCGCUCAUGGCAUUACCUAAGACGCGUUUAGCUCCCGGCUUAUACCCUGUUGUGUAACAAUAUGAAUUCUCUCUUGUAAAAACGUUUCGUGUAGUCUCUCUUCUGUACCAUUCGGUUGAAUCUCAUGUAUAACAUUUUCCUAUUAUAUUAAAGAACUAUAGGGUUAAUUAGGGUAAGCUAAUGCCCACCCUUUAUUAAUUAUGUUAAGGUUAUCAAAUAAUCAGUGUUAUUAAAGCCGAGCCGAGCCGCUCGGCCCGACCGGUAAAAUCGCCAUUCGGUCACAAAACCGGCUCGGAACAGUCUAAAAGCCGCUCCGGUUUUAUGUAGCGGUUGACGAGCGGCCGGUGCGGUUAACCGCUCGAGCCGAUUGAGCCGCUUAUCCGGUUUUUGCCAUUCAGCCGUUAAAUUUAAUUAAAAAAAUUGCAAAAAAAUUGAAAGUUGAAAU
Molecule: messenger RNA, 3197 nt
Organism: Linum trigynum
Lineage: Eukaryota; Viridiplantae; Streptophyta; Magnoliopsida; Malpighiales; Linaceae
Source: the annotation of a GenBank genome assembly